GAGACCGUGUGAGGUAGAGAGCUCCAUCCUCUCGUGCACUCCCAGCAGCACCCGCGCGCUUAGCGCCACGCCCAUCUCCCUCACUCUGAGUUUGUAGCUGUCGCCGGCUGUGAGGAGGUUACGUCGGCUCCGUUAUCUGAUCACGUGGAAGAAGCAUUUGUUGCCGGUGCCGUUGGGAGACAGGAGAGAGGCUCCGCCAUGUUCAGCUGGACCAAUACGGACACGCGGAGAAAGAAAGAACCGGAGCUUUUCCAGACGGUGGCCGAGGGUCUCUGGAAGCUUUACUCGCACAAGUUGCUGCCGCUGGAGGAGACUUACCGCUUCCACGAGUUCCACUCUCCGGCCCUGGAAGAUGCCGACUUCCACAAUAAGCCCAUGGUGCUGCUGGUGGGACAGUACAGUACGGGCAAGACCACGUUCAUCCGACACCUCCUGGAGAGCGACUUCCCCGGCAUGAGGAUCGGCCCCGAGCCCACCACUGACUCCUUCAUCGCCGUCAUGCACGCGCCUCUACAGGGGGUCAUGCCCGGGAACGCGCUCGUCGUGGACCCCAAGAAACCCUUCAGAAAGCUCAGCGCCUUCGGGAAUGCCUUCCUUAAUCGGUUCAUGUGCGCUCAGUUACCCAACCCUGUCCUGGAGAGCAUCAGCAUCAUCGAUACACCCGGAAUCCUGUCUGGAGAGAAGCAGAGGAUCAGCAGAGGAUAUGACUUUGCCGCAGUCCUAGAAUGGUUUGCUGAACGAGUGGAUCGUAUUAUCCUGCUCUUUGAUGCUCACAAGCUGGACAUCUCUGAUGAGUUUUCUGAUGUCAUCAAAGCCCUGAAAAACCACGAGGACAAGAUCCGUGUAGUGCUUAAUAAGGCAGACCAGAUUGAGACUCAGCAGUUAAUGAGAGUUUACGGAGCCCUCAUGUGGUCCUUGGGUAAAAUCAUUAACACUCCUGAAGUAGUUCGAGUUUACAUCGGCUCUUUCUGGUCCCACCCUCUGCUCAUCCCAGACAACCGCAAACUGUUUGAGGCAGAAGAACAGGACCUGUUCAAGGACAUCCAGUCUCUUCCCAGAAAUGCUGCUCUACGUAAACUCAAUGACCUUAUCAAGAGAGCCAGAUUAGCCAAGGUUCAUGCCUACAUAAUUAGUGCUAUAAAAAAAGAGAUGCCUAAUGUAUUUGGAAAAGAAAAUAAAAAGAAAGAGCUGAUCAACAACCUUCAUGAGAUUUACAUGAAAAUAGAAAAAGAGCAUCAGAUUUCUCCUGGAGACUUUCCCAACAUCAAGAAAAUGCAGGAAAUUCUGAUGACCCAGGAUUUUACCAAGUUCCAGGCCCUAAAGCCCAAAUUGCUGGACACCGUAGACGAUAUGUUGGCCAGUGACAUUGCCAAGCUGAUGGUCAUGGUGCAGCAGGAGGAGUCUCAGAAGACAAAUCAAGUGGUGAAGGGUGGUGCCUUUGAAGGAACUAGGAAUGGGCCUUUUGGACAUGGCUAUGGGGAAGGAGCUGGAGAGGGAAUUGACGAUUUCGACUGGGUGGUUGGUAAAGACAAACCAACAUAUGAUGAGAUAUUCUUCACUCUUUCGCCUGUCAAUGGGAAAGUUACAGGUGCCAGUGCCAAGAAGGAGAUGGUUAAGUCCAAGCUUCCCAACACUGUGCUGGGCAAGAUCUGGAAACUGGCUGAUGUAGAUAGAGAUGGCCUUCUUGAUGAUGAAGAAUUCGCACUCGCUAACCACCUGAUUAAAAUAAAAUUGGAAGGGCACGAGCUACCCACUGACCUGCCUUCUCACCUAGUACCACCAUCCAAACGAAGAGGGGAAUAAAGCCUACCGUGCAAUCUACUAACCAGUCUUCCACCCUUUAUUUUAUUUUUUUUUCCCCUAAAACAUCUACCUUGAAACAUGGGAUAUUAUAACAUGUUAAAAAGAAUCCGUAUACAUUUGUUUUGUGCUGGUAUAUUAAUUAUACCACAGCUUUAAAUCAAACAAGCACAGAACUGCUUAAAAAUGAUAAAGUGAUAAAGGAUGGAGCUGUAAAGCAGGAAGGAGGGACUUUCUACUUUUACCUGCAGAAGUUCCAUAUAAUAAAACAUUUGAAAUCAUUUGGAUAGAACUAUAUUUAAUGCCACAAAAUGCAGGAAGCAGCUUGGGCCAUUCUACUGCAUCCAGUCAGCUUUGAAUUUUAUUUCCUUAACAGCGAUGUUUGAACUGAUAAUCAGAAAGCUUUCAUGAAACAACUAGGCCUUUACAAGAUUAUUAGAUCUGAUAUUGUUUUUCAGAGCAAGACCAAGAUAUGUUUACAGAAAUCAAGCCAAGCCACAUAUUCCUCCUUCACAAUUAAACACUCCAUGUGGCAGAUUA
Molecule: messenger RNA, 2340 nt
Organism: Xenopus laevis (African clawed frog)
Lineage: Eukaryota; Metazoa; Chordata; Amphibia; Anura; Pipidae
Gene: ehd1.S
Product: EH domain containing 1 S homeolog
Exons: 5
Coding region: 199-1803 (534 amino acids)
Biological process (GO): endocytosis; endosomal transport; protein localization to plasma membrane
Cellular component (GO): perinuclear region of cytoplasm; early endosome membrane; cytoplasm
Molecular function (GO): GTPase activity; cadherin binding; calcium ion binding
Source: RefSeq, a predicted model, not a curated record